Molecule: messenger RNA, 1341 nt
Organism: Frankliniella occidentalis (western flower thrips)
Lineage: Eukaryota; Metazoa; Arthropoda; Insecta; Thysanoptera; Thripidae
Product: acidic leucine-rich nuclear phosphoprotein 32 family member B
Source: RefSeq, a predicted model, not a curated record
GAUAAGACAGAAGACCCCAAGAAACACAAGAAGGAAGAAAACGGUGAUGACGAUGAGGAAAUUGAGGAGGAUGAAGAUGUCGAAGGAGAAGAGGAGGAUGAGGAAGACGAAUUACAAGGGGAGGAGGAUGACCUAGAUGAAGCUGAAGAAGAGGAGGAAGAAGAGGAAGGUGAAGGUGACGGAGAUGAAGGUGAAGAUGAUGAAGGAGCGUAAUGUGUGAUCAAAAGAGACAUUGACUUUUCAGUCUGGAAAAGUGACAUGCUACUUACCUUUCCUGCAACGGAACAAGCCUGAGGCUAUGGAGUGGCUGCAGACACCGCUGUACUUCCCAUUUUAUUACUCAGUUGAGGUGUUCGAGUGUGGAGUGUGAGAGUGAAUGCGUGAGAAUGUGUGUGUGUCGCGCUACACAUCUUCAGCCCGAUCCACUUCCUAUCUUCAGGUUUUAUGGUGCCCAAUUGUGGAAGGGAAAGGGAGGUAUUUUAAAAUAAUUUAAAUUUGACAAAUGAAUUAUUUUAUUUAAACCACUUGUAGAAACUGAUUAUGUGGACUUCAUUUUGGUUUCCUGAUGUUUAUUUUAAUUGUGAAUUCCCAUCCCUAGAAUGAAUCCUCACUAGCGUAAGUCAUGAGAUCUACAAUGCAGCAGUUUGCCGUUCUAGAUAGCUCAGUGAAUCAACUGUCUGUCACGUAUGUUGUGAGGAAUAAUUUGUUAUUUUUUUAUUUUUGUACAAGUUCAGUUGCGGUCAUCUGCAGUGCAUUUUUAGGUUGUAUUUAUCUAUUUGUAUCAUAUUGUAAGACAAGCAGUACUUGUUUGCAUAAAUCUUCUUUGUACAAAUAAUUGGGAAUGGACAACCAUUAAUUGAAUCAAACUCACGUCAGUCAUUGUACAAGUUACAUGCAUGUCUAACUUAAUUAAACGGGCAAUAAUUUGUGUCCACAUUUUAAAGAAACCUGUGGUUAACCUUGUUUUACUUUGGUAAAGCGUAUCUUCACUCUCCACUUAUGAAAGUGGCUAGAUUCAAUUGUCAUGAAUAGACACGUGUUCAUACCUGUGACCAAUUUUUUUUUCUCCCCCCUUUUUUUUUUAUAAAAAAAAAUUGGUAUUAAUUUCUAUCUUCACAUGUUAGCACUGGCUGGCGUUUUCAUUUAUAAUAAAUUUGUGACGCUCUGCUCAUUCCAAGAUUUCAGCCAAUUGUUAAGCCAUGCAUUUCCUUCGUCCACAAGUCCAUUGUAUUCAGUUUUUGGCAUUUAUUUUGACUGCUUGUGGACCAUGUCUAAACCAUUGAGAAAUUGUAGCUCAUACUGUAAUUCCUGGAGUGACUAAAGUGGCUAGAUUUAGUUAAA